CCCCCUCAACUUCUUCAGACACUCCCAAUUUUCUCUAUGCAGCACUACCACCCUCAAUCCCAUAUCGCCGCCACCCCCGGUGGCGCCGGCAGCGUCAUUUCUGACGCCAAACGGGGUAAAAAGCGCGGCAGUUAUAACUGUGGGCGCUGCGGUCUUCCGAAGAAGGGCCAUGUCUGCCAUCUAACAACGCCCACAUCUGCUCCUGCUACCACUCCUGCUGAUGCAUCGGUAUCGAGUUUUCCUGCCAUUUCCGGCCCUUCAUCUGUCAGCGCAGCUCGUGAGCCGCCGCCACGGCAGCCUUACUCCCGCCUCCGUCGCGCGUUAUCAUUCGAGGACGUCGAUGACCAUACCAACGGAUUUGAUCCGUCGGAGUUGUCCGACGGAGAGGAUCUAGAUCUGUUUAUUGACCCAGAGCCGGAUCUAGAUUCGUCCGGGUUGCCGGUAAACCUUUUGUGGGAAGUGUUGAAGAGGCUGCCGCCGACGGGACUGUUGUCAGCGGCGAGGGUAUGCAGGGGAUGGAGGGAUAUGACGAGAAGGCUGUGGAGGGCAGCGGAAGAGCUUAAACUCAGGGUUCCAGCAGGCGUUCAGCUGGGAUUUGUUGCAUCGAUGCUGCAGAAGUGUCCGGGGGUCGUGAAGCUCUCUCUUAAAAUGGAAAGCGAUUUGGAUUCAACCAUGCUGGCCUGCAUUGCAUUCUCAUGCCCUAAUCUGGAGUCCAUGGAGAUAUCGACAUCUAAUACUGCAAUCAAUCGGAUCAAUGGGGAUGAAUUAAGUCGAUUUGUUGCUGAUAAACGAAGCCUGAAAUGCCUCAAGAUGGAAGGUUGUCAUAAUCUGGGGGGUUUUGUUCUCUGUUCCUCUAGUCUUUCAACACUUUGGCUAUCGGAUCUCCAUUCUCUUUCUAAGAUGGUAUUUAACUGUCCCCAGCUGAGAGAGAUAUCAUUGGAAUUUUCUCGACAAGAAAAUGAAGCUACCGAUAUCACUACUAUGGUUGAAAAUUUGGGACGAACUUGCCCCAGGUUGCAAAACAUACAUAUAGCUUCAAUGCGGCUUUCUAAUGCUGCUGUGCUUGCUCUAACGGCUGCUCAGUUGAGAGGGCUGCGAAUGCUUUCUCUAGUUCUUGGAUUUGAAGUUACUGAUGCAUCUGUUGCUGCGAUUGCUUCCAGCUAUCCAAAUCUAGAAUUGCUUGAUCUCAGUGGAUCAAGCAUCAGUGACAGUGGAAUUGGGAUAAUCUGUAACGCCUUCCCUGAAACAUUGUCAAGGCUUCUCCUUGCUCUUUGCCCUAACGUGACCUCAAGUGGCAUUCAAUUUGCUUCAGCUCAAUUGCCGGUUCUUGAACUUAUGGACUGUGGCAUGACCAUAUGUGAUCCUAAUUCGGAAAAUCAAACUGCUGAUGAAAACAACUGCAAAUCACUGGAGACAUCCAAUUCUAAUCUUCACCUUGUGAAUCAGAAGUUAAUUAUCAAACAUAACCGAUUGAAGAAACUAAGUUUAUGGGGCUGUUCUGGCUUAGAUGCUCUAUACUUAAACUGUCCACAGCUCAAUGAUCUGAACCUAAAUUCGUGUAAAAAUUUGCAUCCAGAGAGAUUGUUGCUUCAGUGCCCUAGUCUAGAAAACGUACAUGCAUCAGGUUGUCAGGACAUGCUAAUUGGGGCUAUUCAAAGUCAGGUCUGCAAUGCUUUUACCGCUAUGGAAAACCUAUCACCUUGUAAACGUCUACCUGAUGGCUCCAAAAGAGUUAGGGUCCCGCAUUUUCUCAGUAGUGAGUUGCCUCAUGACGGGAAAAAGAGGAGGAGGGCUGAGAAAAGGCUCUGCAAUGUCCAUGUCGACUGAUUUUGCUGAUACAUGUUCAAUAUCUUGUUUGUUGUAUUUUAAACUCCAAAGGCUGUAUCCCAUAGGCGCGGAUCAGGUCAUAUCAUACUCAGUCUUUUCCGGUUAGGGUAUGAAAUUGUUCCCUUAGCAUUGCUCAUUUUAUGUUAAACAUGUUGAGCAUCAUAAUUGCUGAGUUACAUGGACGUCGGAUGAUUGCCUCAAUUUUUUUGUAAUAAGAUCUCAUCUCUUUUCUUUUCAA
Molecule: messenger RNA, 2065 nt
Organism: Neltuma alba
Lineage: Eukaryota; Viridiplantae; Streptophyta; Magnoliopsida; Fabales; Fabaceae
Product: F-box/LRR-repeat protein 17-like
Exons: 11
Coding region: 37-1827 (596 amino acids)
Cellular component (GO): cytoplasm
Molecular function (GO): protein binding
Source: RefSeq, a predicted model, not a curated record